AUGGUACACCUUGUGGCUGUACCAGAGACAAUCACGGCAAGUGGCUGUGCUUGUGUCUUUAUUGACACCAUCUUCCGACUUCAUGGGUUGCCCCGUGAACUCGUAUCAGACAGAGAUCCACGAUUCACUGCUGAUUUCUGGCGUUUCGUGUUCAAAUCACUCGGAACGCGCUUGAAGAUGUCGACACCGGAUCAUCCAGAGUCAGAUGGUCAGACGGGACGUGCCAAUCGUGUCCUUGAAGAGAUACUUCGAGGAUACGUACACUCCUUUAAGAGUUGGAGUGAGUUUUUGCCAGUGGUAGAGUUUGCCAUUAACGACUCGCUGCAUGCGUCCACGACACAUACACCGUCUUACGUGAAUGGCUUGCGCCAUCCGCGUGUACCCACCUUACUCGAGUGUAACUUUGGUUUAAGGGGGGGAGAGACUCGCGCGAGCAAAAACCGAUUUUAUUCACGCUCAUCAAGCUCCGACGAACAGGUCAUUGCGUUUGAUGCCGAUAUCGAUAACAUCGAUAUCGAAGAAGAUGAUGCCAGUGAGAGUGCGGAGGCCCUCACUGAAGAAGAUGAUGCCAGUGAGAGUGCGGAAGCCCUCACUGAAGAAAAGGUUGAUGUUGCUGCAGUGCACUCACAGCGCACUGAAGCUAACGAGUCAUCAGAUGAGUUCAUACUGGCUCGUGAAACGGUAGUCCGUUUUGUGCAAGACUCCAUCGACGAAGCCGUGGAUAAGCAAAAGCAAAACGCUGACAAGAAUGGAAGGGCAAACACUCUUUUAUUCAAUGAAGGUGACUUAUUCCUACUGUCUACGGUUAAUCUACCAAAGCAUGUAGUGACUAACUUGGGUAGCAGUAAAAUACUGCCCAAGUACAUUGGCCCUUUUCGUGUAUUGCACCGCCUAGGCAAUGCAUACACGAUCGAGUUACCACGUAAGAUGUGA
Molecule: messenger RNA, 933 nt
Organism: Peronospora matthiolae
Lineage: Eukaryota; Oomycota; Peronosporomycetes; Peronosporales; Peronosporaceae
Source: the annotation of a GenBank genome assembly